Molecule: messenger RNA, 2183 nt
Organism: Paralichthys olivaceus (Japanese flounder)
Lineage: Eukaryota; Metazoa; Chordata; Actinopteri; Pleuronectiformes; Paralichthyidae
Product: ephrin-B2a-like
Biological process (GO): blood vessel morphogenesis; ephrin receptor signaling pathway; axon guidance
Cellular component (GO): plasma membrane
Molecular function (GO): ephrin receptor binding
Source: RefSeq, a predicted model, not a curated record
GUCGGCGCGCACCUGGAGGAGACAUGCACGGGCUGCGGAAGAUUUUCGUGCGCGUCCUCUGUGGUUUAUGAUACGGAGUGAAACCGUGUGGUCUGAACCUGUCUGUGAUGGGGAGCAGCGCAUGGAGCUGCGGUGCCGUGAUGCUGCUGAGCGUCUUCUGCUGCUGCCGCGCCGCCACUCUGGAGUCCAUCCACUGGAGCCGCUCCAAUGCAAAAUUUACUGCAGGUCAGGGUCUGGUCCUGUAUCCUCAGAUAGGGGACAAGAUGGACAUUGUGUGUCCCCGGGCAGAUGCUUCCCUGGGGGGGAAAGAGGAGUUCUACAGGGUGUACCUGGUCUCCCGGAGUCAGAUCGAGAGCUGCUCCAUCGACAAGACUGACACGCCCCUGCUGAACUGUGACAAGCCUCACCGGGACGUCAAGUUCACGUUCAAGUUUCAGGAGUUCAGCCCCAACCUGUGGGGUUUGGAGUUCCUCAAGGGGAGGGACUAUUAUAUCACCUCCACCUCGACAGGAGCUCUUCAAGGUCUGGAUAACAGUAAUGGAGGAGUGUGUAGGACCAAAUCCAUGAAGCUGGUGCUGAGAGUCGGCCAGAGCUCAUCAGAUCCACCCUCAAUACUCCAGGAGUCUCCCACCAGAUUCCCGCCCUCACGACCGAAACCCAAGGCCAAGGACGAGUCUGGGAAAGAACGUGACAUUAAAAGCAAAACUGACGCAGGCUCGGACAAAGGACAAACAAACCCCAGUGGCGGCGGUGACUCUAAGACACAGCUGUUCGUGUGGGUUUUCUCCGGCUGCGUGAUCGUCCUUCUUGCCGUCAUUAUUCUGCUGGUGUUGCUGUGGAAGCACCGUCACUGCCACUGCCUCCCAGAGAGGCAGCAGUCCGCCUCCAUGUCCCUCAACACCUUGGCCGUGCCAAAGCGGGACAGCAUCAGCAGCGACAACAACGGCUCGGACCGCAGCGACGUUGUUUUUCCUCUGCGGCCUUCUGACAGCAUGAUUUGCCGUCACUAUGAACGAGUGAGCGGAGACUAUGGGCCACCUGUCUACAUUGUUCAGGAGAUCACACCUCAGACUCCAACCAACAUCUACUACAAAGUCUAAUGUUUGCCGCUCUACUCUUUUGCUAACAUGUUAACCACGUUUAUGAAAAUGGACUCCACUUUCUCCCACUGUAGCCAGAAAUGAAGCCAAAACAUCCCAGAUACAAACGAUGCCAUCUUGUGCAUUGGGAGCCAGAGUCUGUGUCAGUAGCGCUCUGUGGAUGGAGCCACGGUGGCGAGGUCCCGUCGAUACGCACAUUUGACCAAUCAUGAGUCGACUCAGCUGUCAAUCAUGACGUUUCCCCCUAUUUUUAUAGCAACUAAUUCAAUUCCAACUCACUGGAAAAAAGGAGAACUUGAACAAACAUCAGUAUGACAAUAACUACCUAAACUGACGAAACCACCUUUUGAGAAAAAUGUAUUUGAUUUGUAUUUGAUUGAUGUGUACUUUAUGACCUAUACUUCAGCCAGCCACCAGGUGGCAAUUGAGACACUUUGGCUUCACUUCUUAGGAGCCAUCAUAUCGUCCAUCUUUAUAAACUAAUGGUUAAUAAUCCUACAUUUCAUUUCAGGCUACAGUCUGUGACACAAUGUUCCUGUGACUGCAGCUGUAGAGUUUGUAGCAUUUAAAGGAAAUGUUGGGACUUCAUCUGAGAGCUGCAUGUCAGUCUGAACACUUGUUGGGGCACAAAAAGCUGUCUAGCUUUGUUUUCUUAGUGAAGAGACAAUCAGAGAGAUAAAUGGUGUCACGACAUAUCAUUUAGUUGUUGUGUUCAGUUUGUGGGUUAUGUCCUGUAGUGUGCAGCGAAUGCCAGUUUGUUUUUGUUUGUAUUUUACUAAGUUUCUCCCUGCUACUCAAUGUGGCAGCUUCAAUGUGUAUUGUGUUUAAUAUAUUGAUAAAAUGGGGAAGAGGGAUUAACAUUGCACUAAAAUACACUAACUUUGUGAGCACUUAUAGAUUUAACAUAAUUGAAGUUGUAAACUUUGUUUGAAAAGCUGUUUGGUAAAAUGAAAAUGAUAUCGGGCCUUUUAUUGUAGUAAAACAGUUUCAAGGGAUUUCCCCUCGAGCUUUCUGGUCAAUGCAGUUUCCUUUCCAUUUUAAAAUGAUCUGUUACUAUAUUGUAUUGUAAAAUCAGAGGUCCCA